AGGACUUACUGACCCCUCCUGCUGAGGCUGCUUCCCCGGGAAGGAAAUCUCCUGCUCGAGAGUCUGCCUGUUGCUCUGGCUGGGCGCAAGGACCAAGUCAGCGCUGGGGGCCCAAAAUGUGCGACCUCCACUCUCACCCUCGAGCACUUGAUACCACAAAGGCGUCCCCCCAAGUAGAACUGGACAAAGUCCCCAUCUCCUUCCUCUCGCGCGCGCACACUCGCACUCGCAAGCACACACCCAGCACCUCGAACUGCCGUGUCGUCACCACCCCAAGCCCAGCUGCCCCGCACCCCACCCCCGCAAAGGUCAGCUGAGGAUACCCCAUGACCCUGCCUGGACCACGGGCCGCCUCACAGCGUCGUAAUAUCCCCCAGCCCGGUCCAAGCAUCCCCACUCCCAGGCGCCCCCUCCCCUAUAGGUCCCCACGACCUCCGAGGGCGCUCGCCUGCUCUCUUCCCCAGGUCUUUCCCGGAGAGAAGGAGAAUACGAAGAGUAGCAACCUGCGCCUUAAAACCUGCAGAGCCCCCGCCAGCGCCCCCGAGUCUUCCAGGGCGCUAGCAAACUUGGCCAGACCGACUCUCUCGACCCGUCUCGGUGCAGCCGCCCCAAUUUUAUGCAGUCCCGGGGCGAGAGGUGAGGGGGAGGACCGGAGUUUUGAUAUCGGGGAGAUUCGUCCCAGUCUCCUUUCUUUCCACUCUUUGCAGAGCCACACAAACCCGCGCGCACCGCCUUCCCGGACGAGCCCGCCGCCGACCUGCCGCACACCCUAGGCUCGGCGGGUCAGCUGGAAAGCCCAGGUGGUGGCCUCGGACGGUCUGGCCCUUUGUCCUAGCUCAGACCGGCUCCAGGAGAACAGGCGACCUCCACAAUCCCACCACUGGGUGUUUUGGUUCAUCUUCGCAGGGAAGGAGACCGAGCAGCCCCGCCCUGCCCCGGGGAAGAAGAGCAACAGGGAGGCGGAUUGUGGUUUAAAAAGCUGUGUUGGGAGACUUUUAUCACACCCAGGGAAAGCGAUAGACACGGGCGGGGAAGCAGGGAUCUGGCCGGCUCCCCUCCAGGAACCGAGUCAGGCCGGUCCCUGGUGAGCUUCCUGCGGAGUACCACUUUCCCGCUGGGGAGAGCACCUUUGGGGAGAAACUGCUGACAGUGGUCGAGUUACCAAAGCAGC
This is a messenger RNA of Phyllostomus discolor (pale spear-nosed bat), 1171 nucleotides long. Its product is annotated as translation initiation factor IF-2-like. The record is from RefSeq and is a predicted model, not a curated record. NCBI's taxonomy places the organism in Eukaryota, Metazoa, Chordata, Mammalia, Chiroptera, Phyllostomidae. The transcript is spliced from 2 exons. The coding region runs from base 327 to 773 and encodes 148 amino acids.